AUGACAGACCGGUACUUUGAGAAUUUCAUGCGAGACUUCGAAGAAGAAACGUCAACAGUAGAUGGAGAUAGUGAACGAAGCGAGGUUAUUGCAAAAGAGUCUCAAGAUUUUAUCUUGAACCUUCUUAAAUUUCGUGCCUCCCCUCUCCGUAGCAAAUUCAGACAAUCCGCCCUAUAUCAGAAAGAAUCUGUUGUGAGGGGCACAUGGCGAACCCGAGAAAGAAGAAUAUUCGUCAACUCUACUCUUUAUGAUGGUACUCCGGGGACUGCUUUCUUGCUCUUGAAAAAUUUUCUAGUGAAUCGCAACAGGGAUGAUCUCAACACCUCUGCUGACAUUAUCAAAGCUUGUGACUCUGCUUCUGGAAUCUAUAGGAGUAUAACCUUUUUACGUGGAACUGCUGGAGUUUGUGCUCUUGGUGCUGUUGUGUCAAAGUACCAAGGAAAUACACAGAUGAUUGAACGCUAUUUGGCCCGAUUCAAAAAGAUUGAAGUAAAGGAUUAUAGGCGAGAUGGAAUGUUACACGGGAGAGCUGGACACUUAUGGGCAUGUCUGUUCUUGAAUAAGCACUUAGGUGAUGGAGUGAUUCCUUCAUCCUACACUAAUAGAUUAGUGAAUAAGAUGAUUGAAAAUGGAAGAAGAUUGGGUGCUGGAACAAGAUGCCCUUUGAUGUAUACAUAUUUUGGCACUAAACAUUUGGGUGCAGCUGAUGGUUUAGCUGGGAUUUUGCAUGUUUUGAUGCAUUCACUAGUACAGAACGUAUUUAAUAGUGCGAUGGCUUUUUCUUUUUUGGUGCGUUCUGUUCUUCUUCCUUCUUUUCCUUUUCUGCUUCACGUUCGAUCGGUGGUGUCAAGUUGUUUAAGAAGGAACAAGGGUGGCGGAUCAGAAAUAUGUAGGAGAUGGUGGUGCUUGGAUGGUUCUCGGCAAAGGCAGGGGUUGUGGUCGGUGUUCUCGGUGGUUAGUGGUGGAGAUGGUGGAAUAAUGGUGGUGAAUUGGAAGUAUGUAGGAGACGAUGACGCAUGGAUGGUUCUCGGCAAAAGUAGUGAUUUUGAUUUGACUCCUGAUGUACAAGAGGAUGUGAAGAAGAGCCUUAAGUACUUGAUUAAUACUAGAUUCCCUAGUGGGAAUUAUCCUUCUAAAGAAGAUAAUCGGGAGGAUAUUUUUGUCCAAUGGUGUCAAGGAGCAUCUGGAAUGGCUCUCACCCUUGUCAAAGCUGCUGAGGUUUUUGGAGAUAAGGAGUUUGUGGAUGCAGCUAUUGAGGCUGUGGAAACGUUGACAAAAAAUGAGGAGAUGUUGAAUAGGGCCAAGUUGCUUGCGUGUUUUUUACUUGGUAGAGGAGUGAAGCUUAUGAGGAAAAAGAAGAUGCAUAAAGGUGAUCAUCCGUUUUCGUUGUUUGAAGGAGUUGGAGGCAUGGCGUAUCUUUUCUUAGAUAUGAUGAAUCCUGAUGAAGCUAGAUUCCCUGGUUAUGAACUUUGA
Molecule: messenger RNA, 1473 nt
Organism: Lactuca virosa
Lineage: Eukaryota; Viridiplantae; Streptophyta; Magnoliopsida; Asterales; Asteraceae
Source: the annotation of a GenBank genome assembly